GGGGGGCCGGGCGGCCGGACCUCCCACCCCGGACCGCGCCAUGACCACCACCACCACCUUCAAGGGCGUCGACCCCAACGGCAGAAACAGCUCCCGGGUGCUGCGCCCUCCGGGCGGUGGGUCCAACUUUUCCUUGGGCUUCGACGAGCCAAAAGAGCAGCCAGUGAGAAGGAACAAGAUGGCGUCCAACAUCUUUGGGCCCCCAGAGGAAAACCCCCCUUCUUGGGCCAAGUCGGCAGGAGCCAAGGCCAGCGGUGAUAAGGAGGACCCCGAGCCCCCCGCACUCCAGAGAAGAAACUCGUCCGAAGCGAGCGCCGGAGACUUCCUGGACCCGAAGGGAGAAGCUAGCAUCCACGAAGAGCCAGAGUCCGAACUCCCCGCUGCCCCAGGACAGACUGAAGAGAAGCCUGUGCCUGCUGCUCCCGUCCCCAGCCCUGUCGCCCCGGCCCCAGCCCCGUCCAGGAGAAAUCCACCUGGGGGCAAGUCCAGCCUCGUCCUUGGCUAAGCCCCCACCCUCUAUCCCCACCCACCCACCCAUCCACCUCCCUGUGCUUGUGAACUGCACAACUUGAGCCUGACUGUUCAUCUCCCAACAUUGUUUCAUUAAAGAGAAGCACUUUAUGUACCACUGUCUUUUUUUAAGAACCAGCCCUCCCACCCCCCUCCACUGUGGCCCCUCCAUCUGUUCUGUCUUCCCCACCCCCACCCUCCGCCCGGGUCUGCGGGAUGUGACGUAACUGUUCUCUAGAAGUAGAUUUGAAGGCCCGCUUUCCCAGGCGUAGCGAUGUGUUUCCAAGAAUAAAAAGCUGAUUCUCAA
This is a messenger RNA of Tachyglossus aculeatus (Australian echidna), 817 nucleotides long. RefSeq names its product Jupiter microtubule associated homolog 1 (gene JPT1). The transcript has 5 exons. The record is from RefSeq and is a predicted model, not a curated record. NCBI's taxonomy places the organism in Eukaryota, Metazoa, Chordata, Mammalia, Monotremata, Tachyglossidae. The coding region runs from base 41 to 505 and encodes 154 amino acids. Gene Ontology annotation, cellular component: nucleus.